Molecule: messenger RNA, 2424 nt
Organism: Apis dorsata (giant honeybee)
Lineage: Eukaryota; Metazoa; Arthropoda; Insecta; Hymenoptera; Apidae
Gene: CycB3
Product: G2/mitotic-specific cyclin-B3
Exons: 8
Coding region: 750-2240 (496 amino acids)
Biological process (GO): mitotic cell cycle phase transition; regulation of cyclin-dependent protein serine/threonine kinase activity
Cellular component (GO): nucleus; cytoplasm; centrosome
Molecular function (GO): cyclin-dependent protein serine/threonine kinase regulator activity
Source: RefSeq, a predicted model, not a curated record
AGUGUAAUAUAUGUUUUACGAUGGACAAUUUUUGAUUGAUUAUAAGAACAAAGCACCAACCUUAAUUUCCAAUUUACGUAGCCAAGUAUCCGGUAAAUAGGCAAAACAAUUAUUCACUGUUAUAAACUUAACAAUAAAACGUUCACUUUGCAUUCUCGUUCAUAAAAUUACAGACCAAUGAGACUAAAAUCCAGAAUAUACAAGAAGAUAUACACGUAUAAAGAAAAUAUAUGAUAAAUAUUCGGUGGUGUUCAUUAUUUCUACAUUCCUGAUUGGUUGUCAUGAAUCAGAGCACAACCAAUCAGAGAAAGUACUAACAAUAACUGUGAUAUUUUGAACGGCGUCAACUUCAGUUGCUCUGACGACAUACAAAUGAGCUGUACAGUAACGUAUCGGUGGCAAAAGAAUUUUAUAAAUGAGAAACAUCCUUGAACCAGAGCACAUCAAAUUAUAAUUCUUCCAGUAGCUUCCAAGUAAAUCAGAAUAUCUCAUUUACUAUCUGGAAAUAAUUUUCUAUAUAAAAACUUUAAACUUUCGUUUCGUAUAAAUUAGUGAAAUUUUGGACCACUUUCUUCGUGAUCGCGUGUGUUUAUGGCAGUUGCAACGAAUCAAUCACUUCUAUGUAUUUUGUUAUUUUCUCUUGUGCUAUUAUUUUCAAAGUCUGUGUUAAUGAUUUUGAACAACAGUGAAAUCAUGUCCUCGAAUUUAGUUUAACGAAGAAAAAAAAAAUUUUUUAAUUUCAAGAAUUUAUGAGAAUGGCACCAUCAAAAAUUUUAAAUGUGCAAAAUAAACAAAGUAGUACUAAUGUAAUAAGAAAAGGAAUAACUACAAGAAGUCAAAAUUCUGCAUUAAAUAAUGUUUUACUUAAAGCACCUGCAAAUGGUAAAGAAUCUCGUGUGAAAAGGAAAGCAGAAGCAUCACCACCAAAGGAAAAAACAACAAAAAGAUCUGCAUUAGGAAAUAUUACCAAUGCAAUUGGAAAAACAUUGGGUACACAUCAAACACAAGAACCAAAGAAAGCAGUAAAAAAAACAACAGUUACUCAAAUAAAAUCUUUCACUCAGACAAGUUCUAUUAGAACGCUUGAAAAAGGUGUAAUUAAACCAGAGGUAAUACCUCAGAAACCAAAGCCAGUGCCUCGUGUAAAACCAAUAAAAAAGGACGAAGAAAAAACUGAAAUACCUAGUAAAAUUUUAAAUGUUAGACGUAGUUUAGAUUUAGAAAAGUCAGAGGACAGUUCUUUGUAUGUAAGUGCAUUAGAAGAAAUAACAGAUGAUAGUACAAAGAAGUCCAGAAGAAGUAAUAUUCAGCCUGAGGAACCUGAAAAAACAGAAGUAGGAAAUGAAUCAAAUGAGCCUCAAGUACCUGCAAAAACUCAAGAAAGGUCAGCAGCUCAAUUAGAUGCUGCUCCUGAGCAAAUAUUGCCAGAAGGAGUUCAGUGGGAUUUUGAUGCAGAAAAUUGGUUAGAUCCAUUUCAAGUCUCUCAUUAUGCCAUGGACAUUUUCAAUUACUUAAAAAGUAGAGAACAUUUAUUUCCUAUUGGAGAUUAUAUGGAAAGACAAGUAUGUCUUUCGCCAUGGAUGAGAGCCUUACUAGUUGAUUGGAUGGUAGAAGUUCAAGAAUCUUUUGAACUUAAUCAUGAAACUUUAUAUUUGGCUGUGAAAUUAGUUGAUCUAUAUUUGACAAAAGUAACUGUUGUAAAAGAAACAUUACAAUUAUUAGGUGCUGCAAGUCUUUUCAUAGCAAGUAAAUAUGAUGAAAGAAUUCCUCCAAUGGUGGAAGAUUUUUUGUAUAUAUGUGAUGGUGCUUAUAAGCAAAGAGCAUUAAUUAGAAUGGAAAUGAGUAUAUUAAAAGUAGUUGAUUUUGAUCUUGGCAUACCUCUCUCUUAUCGAUUUCUUAGACGAUAUGCUAGGUGUGCAAAAGUUUCAAUGCCAACAUUAACUUUAGCUCGAUAUAUUUUGGAGUAUUCAUUAAUGGAUUACUCGACGAUAAGGAUUAGUGAUAGUAAAAUAGCUGCAGCUGCACUUUUACUUGCAUUACGAAUGAAAGAUUUAGGAGGGUGGACUUCAACUCUAGAGUAUUAUAGUGGAUAUAAAGUUGAUGACAUACGAGAUAUCGUACAUCUUUUAAACCAAGGAUUACAUCGAAAAGAAACUCUUACUACUGUACGUAAUAAGUACAGUCAUAAGAUAUUUUUUGAAGUAGCAAAGCUGCCAUUAAAAGAUACUUUAGAUAUAUAAAUAAUUUAAAUAAGGAAAUAUAGUUGACAGUAUGCAAGAUUGCCUAAUCAUUGAUAGGUAAUCUGUAAUAAAAUUUGUGAAGAAUUAAAAUGAUCACUGAGCGUUAAUUUAUAAAUCAAGAUAACUGUUAAUUUAUGUCAUAAUGAAAUCAUAAUAAGUAAAUCUUUAAAUUAUCUAUUAUCUA